UGUUAUCAUUUCACCCAGUCUCCACAUCUCCAAGCUCCCUGAGAGUUUGGCAGGACCAGAGGACUAGCCAUGUCCAAUGAAUCACUCCAAGGGAAGCAGGAAUGUAUCAGUAUCCAAGCUGGAUCAUGAUUCAGUGUUAUAGGCUGGGGCCUUCUGCAAUACUUAGGAAGCACUAAGUGCCCCCUUUCAAAACCUGAUUCUUGUGGUCAAGUCAAGAAAGAUUUCAGACAUGUCACUCAGAGUAACAGGUAUAAGUUUAAUAAGGGUGGGAAAAAGUAAAGGACACACACUCAAGGGAGAAAGUUGGGUCCUCUCAGAAAGGAAAGGGACAGAGUGCCUCUCCUUCCCUCCAGUUUUAUUGGGGGUUCCGGGAAGUUUCCAGAGAAUCCUACCCAUCCAGGUUUACCUCUUGACUUUUGACUAAGCAAGAUGACAGCAGAGUUUCAAGUCCACACUGCCAUGACAAUUCUGGGUCACUUUGUCCUAUGCUGACCAGUUCUAAUCGGAACCUGUUCUUACAGAUUUUAUGGUUAAGGGCAAUUAUUCUUAGCUUCCUGAGUUCUGGGAUCUGAUCUGUGUGUAGGUCACAAAAGCCUCCCCCUUCAAGCUAACUUUUGUUAUUUUCAGCAUUUGGGGGCCUGCAUAUAACAGGUAGUUUGCUGAGGAAGAUAAUAAUACUCUCAACUUGAGCCAGGCAGGGCUAUAGUAAAUUGCUUCAUAGGAAAGAAAGCAUGUGGGCAUCAGCAGUGGACCCAGUUUAUAGAAUUAAGCCUUUAACUUCUUGUUCCCAGUGCUCAUGUUUGUCUGUUCCCUAUCAACACCACUACCAGCAUAGGUUCCUCUGUCACUCAGGGAAGCACCAUAUACCCCAAGUUGCUCUACCUGAGGAGUCAGUCCUCUGAAGCCACUAAGAGGGCAUUAUUUUUUAAUGGAUAAUAAUUGGGUCAAAUUGGGUAGGUCUUACAAUUGCCUUAGCUUUGCAGAGCACAUGGAAGAGAGCAUGGAGACAUGCUGAUGUGACAUGAUGAAAGUGUUUGUUUCACAGAGAUGACCACAAAAACUCGCAGUACAGAGUUUCUGAGAGAAGGUUUAGGAGGGAAUAAUAUACGCACAGAGUUAACUGACAUGUAUAUACCCUGGGGUUUGAAGUAGAUACGGUGUUCCACAUGGGUUGUAUGGGGAAGAACAUGGGUAUGCAAAGGAUAACAGGGGUAACAACUGGGAUGAUCUCGGGCUUAAUGGAGCUGGGUAAGGCUCCAGGGUCUGGUAAGAAACACAAGUAUGGCCCUCAAUCCCGACAUGGUUCCGUCCUCUGCUCUCUUGUCUGGGUUUGCCUGUGUCCAAUGAGCUCAUCUGGUUUGGGAUCUCUUAAAUUUUCCCUGUGCAGGAUAUCAGAGGCAGUGUACGUGGCUGUCUUCUCCCCAUGUCUCACUCUUUUGGGUCUUCCACCACCUACUCUAUUCUGCAGUCCCAAGGUCCCCUCCCUUCCAUCAUUCUCCUGUGCAUGGAGCUGCUUUUCCUAGUUCUGGCAAGCACUGGAUGAGGACAGGUUCACUGGAGGCUCUGCCACAUAUGUGGGGUUGGAAAAGCUCGCCUGUCUUCACACUUGAGGGCUCCCUCAAAACUUAGAGAAAGCAAGCACAGGUCACCAUAAGCUAGACCAAUCUCUUCUACAGCCUCUGGAAAGAGUGCGGUCGUGUUAACACUGGUUUAGUGCAGCAUCACUCAUCCAGAUGCACAUCAGCCACCCCAACGAGAGUGUAAGUUUCUGUUACUUUAACCGUUGUGUUUGUGAUGGUUUCUCUCAACAGCAGAAGGAAACCCAGCUUCCUUGCAUCUUAAAUCUGUGACCAUUUGCAUCAUGCCAAUGUAGCCAAUAUCAAGUGGUAGCAGUCAAAACUGUGCAAAUCUGGAAAACUAUUCUGUCAGCAACAGCUUGACAAGCUACUGUGUAGAGAUCUUUGUACAACAGAACCUAGGAUCAAGGCACACCAACUCUCAUGAUUCCUUCCAUUCACCUUGUCUUCCAACUGUAAUUCCGUAGUCUCCUGUCUGUCUCCAGGAACAAAGAAAAUGAAUACCACUGUGGGGAUGGUGUCCUUCGAGGAUGUGUCCGUGGACUUCACCUGGGAGGAGUGGCAGGACCUGGAUGAUGCUCAGAGGAUCCUCUACAGGGAUGUGAUGCUGGAGACCUACAGAAGCCUGGUGUCCUUGGGGCACUGCGUUGCAAAACCUGAGGUGAUCUUCAAGCUGGAGCAAGGUGCUGGGCCGUGGACAGUAGGCGAAGCCCCGCACCAGUGCCUCCCAGAUGUCCAGAAAGUGAAUGGCCUGAAUGAGACCAGCCAGGAAAAGCAAGAGAGGCAUUUCUGGCAAAUUGUACUCCCCAACAGCAGCACCUCAACUGAGGAGAGGUUCACAUUAGGAACAAGAUUUAACUUGAGCUCAAAGCAGGUUUCAAGUCCGGCUCCAAAGAGUGGGCCAGAGGGGCUUAAUGUGUGGCAGAAGGAGCUUCUCCCUAGCAAGCCUGAGGAGGUGCAGGAUGGAGAGGAGCCUAGUGGUCUUAACAUUCCUGAGAAGCCCCCCAGGCAUCCUGAUCAAAGAAGUCUACUAAAGGUUCAAAGUAGGCAGCAGCAGUUCCAUCACGGUGGACAGGGGAAAUCCUUCACAGUGAAGGCAUUGUGGACACUGAAGAAGCUUCAUGUGGGAGAGGCCUCCAGCACACUCAGUGGAGGUGGAAAAACCCUGGAUAAGGUGGCACUUACUGCCCAAGAGAUGACUCAGGUAAGAGAGAAAACUUCAGAAUGUAAUAUGUGUGGGGAAACUUUCUGUAAAAACUCUAAAGUCAAUGCACAUAAGAAAAUACAGAGAAGACUGAAAUGUGAUGAAUGUAGUGGUGGCAAGAAGCUAUUGGUUAAGAAGCCAUACCUUACGAAACUCCACAGGUCACAAUCAGAAUCAGAGGGAAAGCCCCAUACAGUCAAUGAAUGUGAGAACUUUUGUCAGAAGACACGACCUACUGGGCACCAGAGGACUCACAGAAGAGCAAGACCCUUUGAAGGUUACGAAUAUGGAAAGCACUUUCCCCAGAAGUCACACCUCAGCAGGCAUCAGGGAACUCCCAUAGGGGAGAAGCCCUAUGAGUGCAGUAUGUGUGGGAAAUCCUUUUCCCGGAAGUCCCACCUCAGCAGGCACCAGGGCACACACACAGGCGAGAAACCCUAUGGGUGUAAGGAAUGCUGGAAGACGUUCUACCAUAAGUCGUCCCUCACGAUUCAUCAGAGAACUCACACAGGUGAGAAGCCCUAUGAGUGUAAGAAGUGCAGGAAAAGCUUCUACUGUAAAUCAGAUCUCACUGUGCAUCAGAGGACUCACACGGGUGAGAAGCCCUACACGUGUGAAGCCUGCAGGAAGACUUUCUACUCUAAGUCACACCUCACUGUGCACCAGAGAAUUCACACGGGUGACAAGCCUUAUGCCUGUAAGGAAUGCAGGAAGACUUUCAACCGCAAGUCUAACCUCACCGUGCACCAGAGAACGCACACGGGUGAGAAGCCCUAUGAGUGUGAUGUGUGCGGGAAAACCUUCUAUCAAAAGUCCCACCUCAGCACGCACCAGGGAACUCACACAGACGAGAAGCCUUAUGAGUGUGAGCACUGCAGGAAGGCUUUCCUUCACAAGUCAUCCCUCACUGUGCAUCAGAAAACUCACUCGGGCAGCAAGCCGUACACCUGUGAAGAGUGCAGGAAGACAUUCCUGCAUAAGUCUUCCCUCACCGUCCAUCAGAGGGCUCACACAGGCCACAAGCCCUAUGUCUGUGAGGACUGCAGGAAGGCUUUCUACUGCAAGUCACACCUCACUGUGCAUCGGAGAACCCACACAGGCGAGAAACCCUAUGAGUGCGGCGAGUGUGAAAAAGCCUUUCACCAGAAGUCAUACCUCAGCAGGCAUCAGAUGACUCACCAGAAUGAGAAGCAGUAUGAAUGUCAAGAAUGCAGGAAAACUUUCUACCGUAAGUCAUCCUUCACUGUCCAUCAGAGAACACACCUGGGGAAGACGGCACGAAUAUGAUGUAUAUGGAGAGCUCUUCCACCAGGCAUCAGAAAAUGCACACAGGGGAAUCCUCCCACAGUGAGCAAGUGUGGGGACAGAGUUAGCGAGAAGGCACAUGUCAGCAGAUGCCAGGGAUGCCAGAGAGAGAAGUCCCCGCAGCAGGCUCUGUGGUCCCCAGAAUCCAGUUCUCUCUGGGGUGCUCAGCCUCCAGGGGGCGCCUCUCCUGUGUGGGCCCUGGAGCUGAGUUGCACAGCAGAAUGUGUACCUGUGGCAGUCAUUCCCCACAGCCCAGCCCAGCCCAGCCCAGCCCAGCUCAGAACUUCAUCAGGUUCUGCUCCCUGAGUUCUCAUGCAUCCUGGGCCUCAUGUGAGCAUGACAUACCAGGUGGCUGGCCUUGAGAGCCAGAGAUACAGGCACUGGGACUUAAGAGAAAUGUAAUUUAUUGGAGAGAGCAGAGGUCUUUCUACUUGUAUCCCAGAAUGCUCCAUUCUUAUUUCACAUGAGCAAGAAAUACUCUGUUGGACCAGUGCAUGAGCUAUUUGCAUUUCAUUGCAAACCCACUGUAGUUAAUUCACUUUAUAAAGUUUCUGAGAGAAGUUACCUCUCUUUUUAUAUUGCAAAAAUUCCCACAUGAGAGAAACCUGUACUGUCACCUUUGAUUCCCAAGUCAGCUUAUGGAAAAUAGGAACAAUCAUAUGGAAAAAUAACAAAUGGAGAAUGUCUUAUCAGGCAGGUAACUUUCAUGAACACUUUAUGAAUAAAGUAAACCUUCAUACAUUUCUUUAACUUGUAAAAGCUUUUAACACACCUGACUUUUUAUGUAUAAACUUUGUAAUGAAGGAAAUUAUCAGUAUAUGUAAUUUGUAUGUUAAUUUUCCAAUGAAAGUGUUGAAUAUA
Messenger RNA from Marmota monax (woodchuck), 4947 nucleotides. Its product is annotated as zinc finger protein 39. Gene Ontology annotation, biological process: negative regulation of transcription by RNA polymerase II. The transcript has 5 exons. Bases 2074 to 4068 code for a protein of 664 amino acids. The record is from RefSeq and is a predicted model, not a curated record. Lineage: Eukaryota; Metazoa; Chordata; Mammalia; Rodentia; Sciuridae. Gene Ontology annotation, molecular function: DNA-binding transcription repressor activity, RNA polymerase II-specific.